Messenger RNA from Somion occarium, 2720 nucleotides. The record is from the annotation of a GenBank genome assembly. NCBI's taxonomy places the organism in Eukaryota, Fungi, Basidiomycota, Agaricomycetes, Polyporales, Cerrenaceae.
AAUAUCAGCGUUGCCGCCAACGGUCACAAACGGGCCUAAAGCGUAAGCUUGCUGAUGUAGGGGAGCCGUCUGAAUGACGCAGUAGCCGAGUAUAAUACAAAUCUUGAAACUCGAAUGGAACGGUCAUGUUCUCGACUCUGUCUUCUUUUCUUCCACCAGCACUGCAGCUAGGGGCUCAGGACAAGACACCUCCGACUCCAGACAGGGAGAGCAUUCUCGGGCAACCACAUCUUACUGAAGAGCCCCAACGAAACAUGGGCGUCGAUGAGCAGGGUGUAAAGAAGAGGAAAGAACGGACACAUGAGUCGUUCAUCGUUGUACGACCACCGCCAUCGAAAACGAACCACCCGCUCAAUCUCCAGGUACAACUAGUACCUCCAAGCGCGAAAGACAAGGAUAGGUCUAUGAGUUCACGCCGAUCUUUCGAUUCCACCACAGAUGUGACGGAAGACGGAAUUGCACUCACCCGCACCAGCUCAAACAGAUCGGAUGUAUCGAUGUACUCGGGGUAUACCUCGGUAACAUCGUUCAGCAGUGUCGGGUCUACAGCAUCCUCAACAUCCUCGAGACGGAUGAUCAUACCGCUAUACAAUCUUCAAGCACACAACGUCAUGACCAAUGUCAUUGUCGACGCAGGCACCGACGCCAAGGUGGCUAAAUUCCAAAGACGUGGCUUAGAAGUCAUCGGCUUGGCUGUCCUCGAGCCUAUCGAGGUCUGGCCUGGAGCUUCAGUUGACUCUGACUUCGGACAUGGACCAUCCAUCGAAGGACAACCACAACUCCUGGGAGUUGAACCGCCACACACCGCUACAUCCUCCGCCGUCUCACUCACUUCCGAUACCCUCAAUACCCACAGCACCCACGACAGUUCGACAGUACCCACGACACCUCUCACCCAACAACUACAACAACAGUCCGAACGCAAUGCCGGCGGUGGUGCGCGCAAGUUCUUUGGCAAGAUGUUCAAGAAGAAGGGGUCUGAGACGUCAUCCGGCUCCGGAGCCCAACCGCCUCCUCCUCUUCCCCUGCAUGUCCAACAAGAGCAGACAACACGAUCGGUCAAGAGAUCGUCCUUGUUGUUGGCUGCAAGUCAGUUGACUUCACACCUACCGUCCCCAUCAAGUUCGACUUUCCAUCCGCAGUCGCAAGUUUUACAUUCACAAGGUGCCUCUGGGAAUGGAGAGCCUCCACCUUCUGCGACUGUGACCCAAUAUACAAUAUUGGGUAUUCAGCCUGUAUUGAGUUCCCCGGUAUAUCCUCCGAGAGGGCGACAUCCGAAGGCAUAUGUAUGGAUCGUGCGAAGAUGGCUGAAGAAUGGUAACGGGAGUGGGAGCAGUGAUGGGUUCCUGGGUAUGAUCAAUGAUAGGAUGAGUGCACCUGGUACGCAUGUCCCCGUUGAAGUCAGAUUCGAGUGGACGAGGGCACGAGGAAAGGGGAAAGGGUCGCGAGGACGGCGGAAGACUGAAGACGAAGGUCGAGAUGGUCGGCGGGACAGCAAAGCAUUGUCUUCCAACACACCAUCGACUUCAUCUUUUGCUCAACAGACAUCACCAACAACGCUCAGCCCUGAACAAGCUACUUCUCGAUCUCCGAAAGCCAAAAUAUCGCGUAUGGAGCGUUCUGCGGAUCGCGAAUCGAGACGGUCGAAACGUUCCAGCUUUACGCAUUCGGAAGAUGGCCAGUCCCCUCAUCGAGGUCCGUCGCUCGAAGCGGAUGUAGACGACGGUGAAGAGAGUGACCCUGAAGAUUCGGAAACCCCAUGGACAUGCUCCAUAGUCCUUCGUUCACACCCUUCAACAACAUCCCCUUCCUUCGCACAUUCACCAACACAGAAUCAACCACCACAAGAAGUGAGACUUCGCGUUGGAGCAAUUGUCCCGGCGCCUCAUCACCCGAAAGUGGUCGCUCUGCUGAAGAUUCCUUUCCCCCUACCCGACAUCGAAGUGGAUAAAGCCCUAGUGCGGAAACGCGUCGUGACUCCAGCAGGAGUCGCCAGACCUGCUACCGCACCUGCGAGCGUGAACUCUCCUGGGUCACCACCCGGUUCGUCGACUUCACCCUUCGGUGCUUCGUUUAGGAACGCAAGUCAAGCAGUACCGAAACCUGCUUUGAUCUUGACAGCGGAAGAGAUCAAGGACAUCGUUUCGUGUACGGCUCUUUGGCUUGUCGUACGGGAAGGGUUUGGUGGUGUGGGGAAGGAGAAACGAAAAGGUGAUGGAUGGCGAAUACGAGGGUGAAGCAAGCAAGCACGAAGAAGAGGGAGAAGCGGGGAAUGGGAGAACAACCGAUGCAUCUCAAGUCCCGCCGCCCAUUUUGACUAUUGGCGAGAUCCCGAGUCCGACGGUAUGUUUCUUCGCGAACAUACGAACUGCGGCCAGACGCUCAGCUUGACCGGAUGGCAUCAUGUUCGAGGCAGCUUGAACACGGAGACUCUCACUCCUCUGAACGUAUUUAUACUAGUUUUGGGAGUAAGAUGUCAAGUCGGUCUUUCAAGUGUCAAGGCUAUCAACGGUUUCGCCUGUCGAUGUCAAGCACACAUGUGCAUGCUUUUUUCACCCCUUGCUUUUCGUUCUUGGUUGUGCCUGAACCUGGACCGACCGUUCCUGAUCGCUCAUCUGUCAAACAUCUUAUAAUCUUGUCAUCUCCCUCGUACACUCAUGCAUCUACUUCACUUCCAUCUACUUCACCUCCAUCUACUUCACCUCCAUCUACUUCACCUC